AUGUCAGGAAGAGGCAAAGGUGGUAAGGGACUCGGGAAAGGAGGCGCUAAGCGCCACAGGAAGGUGCUGCGGGACAACAUUCAGGGCAUCACGAAACCUGCAAUUCGCCGUCUCGCUCGCAGAGGUGGCGUGAAGCGCAUUUCUGGCCUCAUCUACGAGGAGACCCGUGGUGUGCUGAAGGUCUUUCUAGAGAAUGUGAUCCGGGACGCCGUCACUUAUACCGAGCACGCCAAGAGGAAGACUGUCACAGCUAUGGAUGUGGUCUAUGCUCUCAAGCGCCAGGGCCGCACUCUGUAUGGUUUUGGAGGUUAA
This is a messenger RNA of Pseudophryne corroboree (corroboree frog), 312 nucleotides long. RefSeq names its product histone H4. The record is from RefSeq and is a predicted model, not a curated record. The coding region runs from base 1 to 312 and encodes 103 amino acids. Gene Ontology annotation, cellular component: nucleosome. Gene Ontology annotation, biological process: nucleosome assembly. The transcript has a single exon. Lineage: Eukaryota; Metazoa; Chordata; Amphibia; Anura; Myobatrachidae. Gene Ontology annotation, molecular function: structural constituent of chromatin; protein heterodimerization activity; DNA binding.